AUGGCCACGCAAGAGAAGUCCAGUUGCAGCAAACAACGUGAGGAUUCCUGUCAUUUCCCUGAGAUUAUUGAACUCAAUGUAGGUGGUCAGGUGUAUAUCACUCGCUAUUCUACCUUGGUCAAUAUUCCUGGGUCCACACUCUGGGAAAUGUUCAGUGAAAAGAAUAAGUGCUCCCUGAUCCAGGACAACAAGGGCAGAUUCUUCGUUGAUCGGGAUGGCUUCCUCUUUCGCUAUGUGUUAGACUACAUGAGAGAUCAGCAAGUAGUGCUUCCUGAUCACUUCCCAGAGCGGGGUCGGCUCCAGAGAGAAGCAGAAUACUUCAAGUUACCAGAGCUUGUCAAGAUGUUGACUCCUAAAAUGAACACACUCAAUUCAGUCGACAACAGCCUAUGCCAAAGUGACGUAGAUGAGCUGUCUCCCAACAGUGACACUAUAUAUAAUCUCUCUUCGAGUAAUGUCAUCCGAGUAAGUGGUCCUGUUAACCCUCUAGCUCUGACAAUCGGAACUGGUUCUGAUCUCAAGAAAGCAGGCUUCAUCACUAUUGGCUACCGAGGCUCUUAUACUUUGGGUCGGGACAGUCAAACAGAUUCUAAAUUCCGCCGUGUGGCCCGAAUCAUGGUGUGCGGUAAGAUCUCAUUGGCUAAAGAAGUAUUUGGAGAUACUCUGAAUGAAAGCAGAGAUCCUGACCGUCCUCCUGAGCGAUACACUUCUCGCUAUUACCUCAAAUUCAACUUUCUGGAACAAGCCUUUGACAAGCUAGCUGAUGCUGGCUUCCAUAUGGUAGGAUGCAACUCCACUGGCACCUGUGCUGUGACCCACGAUCAGACAGAUGAUAAGAUCUGGACAUCUUAUACUGAAUAUGUUUUCUACCGUGACUGACUUUUAAAAGUCACCGGGAGAAUCCAAACCAAAAAGCCAACUCUGCCUCCACUUUCCGCAUUUACAUCUUCUUACAGAAACUGACACAUUAUGCUUAGACCUUGAAUUCUGUGUUUAAUCUUGGACGAUAUAACUACCUUUACCAUAAGUUAUAAAAUCCUCUUUGGUACCCUUCCUUCUUACACAUCAUCCCAUUUUAUAUGGCUUCUAGUCUUGUGUGGAU
Ochotona curzoniae (black-lipped pika) is the source of this 1102-nucleotide messenger RNA. RefSeq names its product BTB/POZ domain-containing protein KCTD12-like. Gene Ontology annotation, biological process: protein homooligomerization; regulation of G protein-coupled receptor signaling pathway. The record is from RefSeq and is a predicted model, not a curated record. The transcript has a single exon. Gene Ontology annotation, molecular function: protein binding. NCBI's taxonomy places the organism in Eukaryota, Metazoa, Chordata, Mammalia, Lagomorpha, Ochotonidae. The coding region runs from base 1 to 879 and encodes 292 amino acids.